GAGUGCAGAUGAUCGUGGGCUCCUGCUAACAGCCUGCUGCAGUACUUCAUUUAGGACUUUAUCAGAUGGGACUUGUUGGGACUUGAUGUGUGUGGCAUGUUUCCCACCUCUUUCUGUGACUAUUGUUUGUGUUAUUAAUUUUACUAGUGCAGAAAGAUGGUUCGGAUGGAGGAGUGCAAAUCCAACUGAGAGUCAACUUGGUUCUUUAAAGAGCUUCUGUGCUGGUCGAAGAGAGAAAUGAAAUUCCUCACACUGGUAUUGUCUUUCCAUCUCUGAGUCAUCUGAAAUCAACGACCCCACACCAGCUGACCACCAUGAAUGCCUCCGCCGUGCCACUCGUCAACAACACCCCACUCUGCUACUCUGUCAACAGCCCUCCAUUCAAAUAUCACCCUACCAUCGCCUCGGCAUACUUCUCAUCCAUCUUCGGCACUUUGGGUCUCAUCUCCAAUCUCAUCGCCUUCAUAGUUCUCCUCAAGUCCUUCCAGCAGACACAUAGCCGCUCACGCUCCUUUUUCCUGAUCUUCCUGGGUGGCCUGGUGGUCACUGACUUCAUGGGUCUUCUGGUCACUAGCUCCAUCGUGAUCUCCUUCCAUGUUACGCACUUUAAUUGGCGCUAUUUAGAUCCAAACUGCCACUUCUGCAACUUCAUGGGUAUGUCCAUGGUCUUCUAUGGACUGUGCCCACUCAUGCUUGGUGCCGCUAUGGCUGUGGAGCGUUUCUUUGGCAUCAACCUUCCAUUUGCACGGACCACCAGCAUGCCCAAGAGACGGACGGUCUACAUGGUGCUGAUGGUGUGGUUGAUUGCAGGCGGCAUAGCUUUGCUGCCCCUAACGGGCAUUGGUAGCUACCACAUGCAGAUGCCCGGCUCCUGGUGUUUUUUCAACAUCAGCUCGGAGGGAAAUGAUCUGGCCUUCUCCCUGGUCUUCUCUCUGGUCGGGUUGAUGUGCAUCACUGUGUCAUUUUUGCUGAAUACGGUGAGCGUUGUGACCCUAAUCAGGGUGUGCUGCGGACAGGAUAGGACCCAGCGUCGCAGAGACUACGAAAUAGAGAUGAUGGUUCAGCUCAUCCUCAUCAUGGUCAUCGCUUCUAUCUGCUGGUGCCCCCUUCUGAUCUUUAUUGCACAAACUGUGCUAUCCGGACGUUCCCUCCAGAUCAAAUCCCUCCUGCUAUGGCUACGCUUUGCCACCUGGAACCAAAUCCUGGAUCCGUGGGUAUACAUCCUGUUCCGAAGAUCAGUUCUUAAGAGAGUCAACCCCCGCCUUGACUGGUCUCGGGGCUCCAUCAUGAGCUUGUACCCGUCUUUCACCGACACCGUCCGAAGGUUCACACAAUCUUCACUUAGGAUCACCCUGAGCCAAGGUGAAACAGAAGAGAUGCCACCUCCUACUCCGUGAUUGUUUGGAUUUGAGUUGUUGCCACAGACUGAGUGACAUCGUUGGGGUUAUUAGUAUGUGUUAGACUGUGUUUUCAAGCUCUGACGGAGUUUUCAUGUUAACUGUGACCAAGAUAAGAAGCAGGAUUGCACCAAUAUUUUGUUAUUUUAUUGCAUACCUUUGAAACAGUAUUAGCAAUGACACUUUCAUUUAGAGCAACGUUUAAAGAGAGAGACCACUAUACAGUGCACAGCAGUCACCUAAAAUAGAUUUAAAGCUAUCUACAUGGAUUGCCCUUUUCUACAUGUACUGUACUGUUCCAACUUUUUACAGUGUAUAUGGGCAUUCUGUGGUAAUUCAGGUGAUACUUCAUUCUGAUGGGGCAUGAUGCCUUUUAUGCUCAUGUACACUUUGUUCAGAUGCUCUUGAGUGUCACAUUAUCAUUUAAUUGUUUUUUCCAGCUCAUACUGUUCAUGUUUUGUUCCCUUUCUGAAAGUAUUUAGCUGGAUUUUGAAGGAAGAUGUGAAGUGAAGAUGCUUUAACAAAAAUGAAAUAUAGCUUAGACUGCCAGAGGCAUCCUACAUUAUUUCCAUUUCAAGAGUUUAUACAACACAUGACAAUGCAUGUGUUUUCUAUGUGUCAAAUGUUUUGAUAAUGCAUGCAAAUCAAACCAAACUUUCCAGACCCUUGAAAUGAUCAGUUAUUAUCUUUUUCAGAAUCCCUGAAUGGGACCCUCUAGUUCAGUCCUCAUGCUUGUCAUUAAGCGACACACACAGGUUUGGCAGAAGAAGAAAAAAGGAAAAUAAAGUGGAUGCCAAUGAGAACCUGAUUAUUGUACAAAUAUUUACGAAGACCCUGACAUUUUUAAGAUUAUGUUGUCAAUGAUAGAACAAUCCACUGUCAACUUCAGGCAGGCAAACAAAUAUGUACAGUAACAGUAUUAUUUUGAGAUGUAUUAUGCUGCAUGAAGGGUCAUAUCUACAUAAAUAGUUUGAAGUCGUUAUCUGCUAAAGAACAAGACUAUGUCAAAACCUAGUUAGUGUAUGGUCAAUGUGCUUAAUUGUGGCCAAAUUGUUACAGGAAUAUUCAGCGGUGGUGUCUCUAAUGUGAAUAUAAAUGAAAUCUUCAUCUGUAGUGGUCCAGUAAUACCUUUGUUUGUAUACUGAAGUAGCAUAUCAUAUGACAUGGUUAAGAUAAGUUUGACACAAAUAAUUGAGGACUGCUUUUCAACAUAAUGAUGUUAUUUUCAACAAGUUACUGUUCUGGAUUACUCAUUUGAAGUGUUAUGUGUAAUUAAUGUUGCUUUGUUAAACAGACCAGACCUAGAUUUCACCCCUUGACAUUUAUGAACCACAGCCUUAAAUAUUGGUCUUGAGGUAGUCUCGCUUUACCAAAUCUACCUCCGCAGCGCUGCGGAGGAGAGUCUGGCUAGUCCACACAGCAUUCCGAGAUGGGAGAAAAACGUGCUGUGGUUUAUUGGCAUUUCUUUAAACCAAUCACAAUCGUC
Molecule: messenger RNA, 2883 nt
Organism: Perca fluviatilis (European perch)
Lineage: Eukaryota; Metazoa; Chordata; Actinopteri; Perciformes; Percidae
Gene: tbxa2r
Product: thromboxane A2 receptor
Exons: 3
Coding region: 315-1397 (360 amino acids)
Biological process (GO): positive regulation of blood pressure; positive regulation of cytosolic calcium ion concentration; adenylate cyclase-activating G protein-coupled receptor signaling pathway
Cellular component (GO): plasma membrane
Molecular function (GO): thromboxane A2 receptor activity
Source: RefSeq, a predicted model, not a curated record